CCCUCUAUCGAUGUAAACAAAUGUGGGUUGUUGUUGUUUAAUACUCUUUGAUUAUGCUGAUUUCUCCUGUAGGUUUAAUCCAGCAGAAAUGCUGUUCUUGACAGAGUGGGCCAACACAAUGCGUCCAGUUGCAAAAGUACUCGACAUCUUGCAAGCGGAAACGAAUACACAGCUGGGGUGGCUGCUGCCUAGUGUCCAUCAGUUAAGCUUGAAACUUCAGCGACUCCACCAUUCUCUCAGGUACUGUGACCCACUUGUGGAUGCCCUACAACAAGGAAUCCAAACACGAUUCAAGCAUAUGUUUGAAGAUCCUGAGAUCAUAGCAGCUGCCAUCCUUCUCCCUAAAUUUCGGACCUCUUGGACAAAUGAUGAAACCAUCAUAAAACGAGGCAUGGACUACAUCAGAGUGCAUCUGGAGCCUUUGGACCACAAGAAGGAAUUGGCCAACACUUCAUCUGAUGAUGAAGAUUUUUUCGCUUCUUUGAAACCGACAACACAUGAAGCCAGCAAAGAGUUGGAUGGAUAUCUGGCCUGUGUUUCAGACACCAGGGAGUCUCUGCUCACGUUUCCUGCUAUUUGCAGCCUCUCUAUCAAGACUAAUACACCUCUUCCCGCAUCGGCUGCCUGUGAGAGGCUUUUCAGCACUGCAGGAUUGCUUUUCAGCCCCAAAAGAGCUAGGCUUGACACUAACAAUUUUGAGAAUCAGCUUCUACUGAAGUUAAAUCUGAGGUUUUACAACUUUGAGUAGCGUGUACUGGCAUUAGAUUGUCUGUCUUAUAGUUUGAUAAUUAAAUACAAACAGUUCUAAAGCAGGAUAAAACCUUGUAUGCAUUUCAUUUAAUGUUUUUUGAGAUUAAAAGCUUAAACAAGAA
Messenger RNA from Carassius gibelio (silver crucian carp), 872 nucleotides. RefSeq lists its product as uncharacterized. The coding region runs from base 89 to 748 and encodes 219 amino acids. Lineage: Eukaryota; Metazoa; Chordata; Actinopteri; Cypriniformes; Cyprinidae. The record is from RefSeq and is a predicted model, not a curated record. The transcript is spliced from 2 exons.